Molecule: messenger RNA, 1536 nt
Organism: Saccostrea cuccullata (small rock oyster)
Lineage: Eukaryota; Metazoa; Mollusca; Bivalvia; Ostreida; Ostreidae
Exons: 9
Coding region: 78-1364 (428 amino acids)
Source: RefSeq, a predicted model, not a curated record
UCGCAGACAUAAUCUAUCAGAGAGAGGAAGAGGAGUUGAAACAUGUGAUACAUUUUACAGAAGAAUCUCAACAACAGAUGGCUCUAGAUAUUUUGCGGGCUGUACACAAUACAGGAUGUACAAUGGAAGCACGUUCUAUUGCUAGUUGUGUGAAAAAUGAAGCUUCUAGAUAUUCCAAAAAAUCAUCAAAUAAAGACAAAGGAAAGAAAAAGAAGGAAAAAAAGAUGAAAGUGACGGGGACAAGGCAUGCAUUUAAACUGGUGACAGAACCUCUCAUGUUUGGGAAGGCAGUAGCCAUGAUAUUUGACCAUAUUGAUCCAUAUAUAACAUCACACUUUCUUGUGAUAGCAAACUGUUCUUCAGCUGAGAAGUUUUUGGAAAUGAAGAUCUAUUACAAAGGGAAAUGGUCUCGAGAAUUCAUACACUACAAUGAAAGUCAAGAGAACCCUUACAAUAUACGGCCAUGUCAGUUGUAUCAGGGAUACAGAAUCAACAAUGCAGACAUCAUUCACUUCUAUUGUUCACACAGGUUAAUUGAAAUAUAUGAUCAAGAUGGUUCAAUGAUUGAAACUGUACAUCAAAAUGAUACCAUUGGACAUGGAGUUCUACUACAAAGGAGCAUUUACAAGAAACAAGUUUACCCACUGAUAAUAAAAGACCAACUUAUAGCUAUCAGCCAGGAGAAAAGACUGUGGUGCUGGAGGGAUGGAGAAGAAUUCUACAGUCCUGACAUAAAGGAGGCCACCUCAGUAGCAGCCUUUGGGGACAUUUUUAUUGUUCUAAUGGACAAGAAGACUCAGUUUGUGGCAGCUCAUCAGCUCCGAAUUCUCAACAUUAAUAUCACAAAAUCCUGUCAAAGUGACUUGAAGCUGAAGAUAGGAGAAAGCAGACAGGAGAUAGAGCAGAGCUUUAAAACUGUCCAGGUGUUAUCUACACAGACAGUCACCAGGGACGGUGGCACUUACCUGUGGUGUAUAGCAGCCUUAGACAGAACCUUAGUGUGUCUGGAAGUACCCUCUGAUAUCUCAAAGUGCACAGAGGUCACUGUUUUCCUGACCUUGACCCUGGCAGGUUAUCCAGUGGAGGCCUACUUCAUCAGUACGUCGGUGGGAUUUCUCGUGACCUUCACCCAGCACAAUGCCCAGUCUGAGGCCUAUAUAGAACACCUCUGUCACUACAGCUUUGAUGGUAGACUCCUGGGGGUACUCCCAUGUCUGGGCCCCGGACCCAGAUCCUUCUGCCACGCCCACCUCCCAGGAGACCCUGAGGGAGGGAGUGGAGGACUGUACCUGUACAUGAGGGAUGGUCACAAUGGAAUUAUGGGAAUUCAGUUGAAUGACUAUUAUCCACAUUUACUUUCAUAGAUAUACUAGUCCUGGAAUCUGUUUCUGACAAAGUUUCUGACUUUUGCAAACAUCAUCAUUUUAGAAGUCUCUGAUGAGACUGUAAAUCAACUGGUUAAACUUAUAAUGAAGGAAGAGAAGUGGAACUUUUGAACUUGAAACUUGCAACAGUAAUAAAUUUUAAAAAUGAUCA